AUGGACGCGAUCACGGUGUAUUACAAUGAAGUCAGGUUCUUUCAGGUUGUAGAUGAGUUUGUGGUACCCCUCAUCUACCGAAUCUUGCAGACUGCCACGGUGACGGCGAGUCAGGUGGCUGUGUCGGGGUAUUUGGGGACGGCGACAGCGGCGGAUUUGACAGGGGUUGCGGGAAGCUUGCUACAAGCCUCGGCGCCGUUGGAGGCAGGGUUGAUUCACUACCUUAUCUUUUGUCUUCAUGUUGCGCUUUUCUUGAACACGGCACGCGAACCGCUGCAGAAGAUAUUGAAGUAUUCGUCGUCGGUGAUAUUUCGGAUUGCGGCGCCAGCUGCUAUCUAUGUGGUGUUGAGUUUGUGGUAUACGUUGAUCAACCUGACGUUUCAUGUGCCGUUGUGGGGUGGACUAGGAGCCGUGGGAUUUUGGGUUUUUCGGUUGCUGGCAUGGAUAUCCGGUCUCUCCAUCGGCCUUGCAAUGGAAUCAAUGAUCACAAUUCUCGGUCCCUCCUUCCUCCCCUUCUUCCCCAUCCUCUGGCUCGUCCUCGACAUCUCCUCCUCCUUCUUCCCACCCGACGUCCAACAACGCUUCUACCGCUACCGAUAUGCCAUGCCCUUCUACCACAACACACAAGCGACAUAG
Molecule: messenger RNA, 636 nt
Organism: Saitoella complicata NRRL Y-17804
Lineage: Eukaryota; Fungi; Ascomycota; Saitoellomycetes; Saitoellales; Saitoellaceae
Exons: 3
Coding region: 1-636 (211 amino acids)
Cellular component (GO): membrane
Source: RefSeq, a predicted model, not a curated record